AUGCUGCUGUUGUGUGUGGCCUGGCUGGGCCUCGUGUCCCUGGGUUGGGACCAGGGCUGUUCAGCCGUCAGCACUACCAGAGCCCAGGGAGGCCUCAGGGGACGCAUACAGAGGGACCGCAGGAACAUCAGGCCCAACAUCAUCCUCAUCAUGACCGACGAUCAGGACACAGAGCUGGGUUCUCUCCAGGUGAUGAAUAAGACUCGUAAGAUAAUGGAGAAUGGAGGCACCUCAUUCACCAACGCCUUUGUGACCACGCCCAUGUGCUGUCCGUCUCGCUCGUCCAUGCUGACAGGGAAGUAUGUUCACAAUCACAACACAUACACCAACAAUGAGAACUGUUCCUCACCGUCCUGGCAGGCUCAGCAUGAACCACGCUCCUUCGCUGUCUACCUCAACAACACAGGAUACAGGACAGCGUUCUUUGGGAAGUAUCUGAAUGAGUACAACGGGAGCUACAUCCCUCCUGGGUGGCGUGAAUGGGUCGGGCUCGUAAAAAAUUCCCGCUUUUAUAAUUACACCGUUUGUCGGAACGGGUACAAGGAGAAACACGGCGUGGAGUAUUCCAAGGACUAUUUCACGGACCUGAUCACCAACGACAGUAUCAACUUCUUCCGUAUGUCCAAGAAGGUGUACCCUCACCGGCCAGUGAUGAUGGUCAUCACCCACGCUGCCCCCCACGGGCCGGAGGACUCAGCCCCGCAAUACUCAGAGAUGUUCCCUAAUGCCUCCCAACACAUCACCCCCAGUUAUAACUACGCCCCCAACAUGGAUAAACACUGGAUCAUGCAGUACACCGGUCCCAUGAGACCCAUCCACAUGGAGUUCACUAACUUCCUGCACAGAAAGAGACUGCAAACACUCAUGUCAGUGGAUGACUCUGUACAGAAGGUAUAUGAAAUGUUGGUAGAGAGUGGGGAACUGGACAACACCUACAUAAUCUACACAGCUGACCACGGCUAUCACAUCGGCCAGUUUGGGCUGGUCAAGGGGAAGUCCAUGCCCUACGACUUUGACAUCCGAGUGCCCUUCUUCCUCCGCGGGCCCAACGUCGAGCCUGGAGCAGUUAACACUCAGCUGGUGUUGAACAUUGAUCUGGCCCCCACCAUACUGCACAUGGCUGGGCUGGAUACGCCGCCAGACAUGGACGGGAAGUCCAUCCUCAAACUACUGGAACAAGACAAGACUGGAAACAGGUUCAAACGCAAUCGGAAACCCACAGUCUGGAGAGACACAUUCCUGGUGGAGAGAGGUAAACUCCUGAGGAAGAAGGAGGACAGAGGCGGUAGUUCAACCACCCAGAACACCAACAGCCUGCCCAAAUACAAGAAGGUCAAAGAGGUGUGUCAACAGGCAGAGUUCCAGACACCUUGUGAACAGCCUGGACAGAAGUGGCACUGUGUGGAGGAGAUCACGGGGAAGUGGCGGAUCCAGAAGUGUAAAGGAGGUGGACUGAAGGAGGGUCCUAGGAAGAGGGCCUCCAGCCUGAGGCCUCACAGCAGCUACAACAGUAGAGAGAGGGAACCCUGCGACUGUGGCCCUGACCGACCGGGACGCUCACACCGCCAGUUCCCACCCUCCUCAGGAGAACCAGGAUACAGGCCUCGUUUCGUCCAUACUCGACCCACCAGAUCUCUGUCCGUGGAGUUCGAAGGGCAGAUCUAUGACGUUGACCUCGCGGCAGACAACCAGUCAGCCGUGCAGAGACGUGUCAUCAGAAAGCGCCACUAUGAGCAGGAGGACCCCGAGUUUGCGUUGGAGUCAGACGACAGGUCAGAGGAGAUGCUGGCGGAUGAUACCAACGCCGUGGGGUACCCGAACUCUGUCAAGGUCACACACAAGUGUUACUUCCUGAUGAAUGACACAGUCCACUGUGAGAGAGAGAUCUACUCCUCCUCGAGAGCCUGGAAGGACCAUAAGAGCUAUGUGGACCAGGAG
Messenger RNA from Salvelinus namaycush (lake trout), 1938 nucleotides. RefSeq names its product extracellular sulfatase Sulf-1-like. The annotation marks the transcript as partial. The record is from RefSeq and is a predicted model, not a curated record. The transcript is spliced from 12 exons. Gene Ontology annotation, cellular component: cell surface; plasma membrane; endoplasmic reticulum. NCBI's taxonomy places the organism in Eukaryota, Metazoa, Chordata, Actinopteri, Salmoniformes, Salmonidae. Gene Ontology annotation, molecular function: N-acetylglucosamine-6-sulfatase activity; glycosaminoglycan binding.